AUGCACAUCUACCGCUCCGGCAAAUCGUCUUACUCUUACUCCUCCGGUCCUCCUCGGGUCGGACAAGACCGUCCUGCAGGUAAGAGUACAAGAGGAUUCGAUACGGUUUUUGUAAAAGUUAAAUUGCUAAACCAGGUGAGGUCUUUCGCUGCAGAUGCGAUCCUGAUUUUUUGGGGUCGAUAGCAGACGUAACCGUGAAGGUGGCGAGACGUGAGGACCCAAUCGCGAUCGGUCGCAGUCCGCUUGCAGUUCAGGCGAGGAGAGGAAAUGUAGGUUGUGGGUGUUAUCAAGGCGCGGGAGGAUGUGACCGUGAUACUUAUAUGCUUACCGAUCAGGCUACUAGCAGAAGACGAAAACAGAGCCCGCCGCGAUCGUCGAAAUAUCGCUGGGGGUCGAAAUGAGGAAAUCCUUCUAAUAUCCGCGAAAAUCAUCGUUCGCGAAGUGAUAUAGGAGAGCGGGAUAAAUUCUUCAUGUGAAUAAGAUGAAAGCGUGGCGAUGUUAGGUGGUAGCAGACCCAGUCUGGGGCUGGCAUUGGGGAUGAGAGCUCGAAAUCGCGGAGGCCAGGACGAAUUCCUGAUGAGGGUCGCGGUAAGCGAAACGGAGGUGUAUUAAAGUGUGUACGUCAACAUGGCCCCACCACUUCAUUGAGGGGGUUGGUUAAGGAGGACAUCGCGUUCCGUGAAGGACACGUUACAUGGGCUGAAUAGUCGAAAAGUUGAAAUUUUUGAUGAGAUCCAAGAAAGCGAAACCACACCCAGAGGGAGAAAUAUGAGCGGACACGGCAAUUUGUUGGCGGGGUCCCAUAUUACCGAUGUUACUUUCUCAAUGUCAUGGAGAAAGUCGCCCGGGAGGGAUGUGGAGAAUAAAAUUUAAUGGUUUAUAUGAAAACCAACAACCUCUUGCCCAAUGCAUAAUGCGGUUACCGCAGGGGAAGAUCGUGCGCGACGAAAUUGCUGUAUAAAAUGCAAAGUUGGACAAGAGCACUGGAUGCAAAACACACUGCGCAUGUGGCCUGUAUGGAUUUCCGGAAGGCGUUCGCUAGUGUUCCGCAUCAGCAUCUCAUGAACAAGUUGAGAGUCAUGGGAAUCGGCGGCAAAUGGGUCGAGAAUUUCCUCGUGACCGUUCCCACAUUUUCUGCUUAGAACAACAGCAAUCAAGACGCUCAUUCAUAGAGAGUGGAGCCUCACAAGUCUCCGUGCUCGUACCAACCCUCUUUCUCUUGUUCAUCAAUGAUUGUGUAGAUGGGUUGAACUGUGAUAGUGCCAUGUUUGCGGAAUAAAAAUCUGGAAAGUCAUCCAGAAUGCUGCCGAUGAGAUCAACUUCCAAGAAAAUCUUUAUGGAUUGGACGAGUGGUUCCGCAGAUGGCUCUUGUCCUUCAAUUUGAACAAAUGUACCAUACUGCGUCUUGGAAAUCAGACCCUAGUACGGGGCAGUAUUGUCUGACCGGAAUGCCAAUUUGAGAAGCGGAAACGCAGAAAGAUCUAGGAGUUUGGGUUGCAGACAGCCUAAAGCUUUCUGCACAAUGCUGUAAGGCGGCCAAGGCCGCAACUUCAAUGUUAUAUGCCAUCAAGCGGGCAUUCGCGGUUUUCGAUGAAGACUGCUUCUCAAAAGUCUUCGGCACGUUUGUAAGGCCGCAUCUCGAAUAUGUAAUUCAGGCCUGGAGACCGUGGACGCAGCGGAAUUUCAAUCUGAUCGAAAGGGUGCAGAGGCGAGCAACAAAAUAAAUAAGAGGUCAAGGUGCACUGCCAUACGACAUCCGCCCAAACAAACGUACACUCUAUCCUCUAAGUUAUAAGCAGUUUCGCGGAGACUUGAUAAAACUUUCCCUAUCGUGCGUGGCUUGAACUGCGCCCUCCCGGUCGACAACUUUUUCCAACUCGCCACUACAACUAACCGCCGGGGACAUCCCUUCAAACAACGUGUGCCCCAAGGUAGAUUAAAUGUGAGAAAGCAUUUCUUCUCCAACCGCGUUGUGGAACCGUGAAAUAACCUGCCCGUGACCAUUGUUAUGUCUCAAUCUGUGAAGAGACUUAAAUGUCGGCGUGAAAGACAGAUGCUGCAGCAACAAGCGGACUGUGUGACUUUGUGACCAUAAAACCAGUGACCUAUGUUAAUCGAUGUCUGCAUUCACUUCAUGCUGUAAUUUCUUCACUGUUUUGCUUAUUUUCCCGAUUUUUCAUGUGCAAAUAGAGAGUCCAAAGGCGUAAGCCUAUUUCCCUUAAAUACGCUGACUGACUGACUGAAUACUCGCUCACCUCCUCAUCCUACCUCUUCUUUCUCUUCGUCUGCCUAUUCUUCUCCUUCGCCAUUUUCUCCACCUCCUUCCCGUCGCCCCACUCGUUGUCACCAGACUGGCAGGGUGAGUCCGCUCACUCUGGCAGCCUGGCAUGUUCUUUCCCUUUUAGACAAUCCGAGGAGCAACCGACCGGAACGAAGGACGGCGCUAGUGGCACGGGAACUGGCGCGCUACAAGGUGGACAUCGCCGCACUCAGCGAUGCCCGAUUCUCCGAACAAGGCCAACUGGAGGAGGUGGGUGCGGGCCACACCUUCUUCUGGAGCGGUCGGCCCAGGGCAGAGCGACAGGACGCGGGUGUCGCCUUCGCCAUUCGGAACGACAUCGUGGGACGAUUGCCCUGUUUGCCGCAGAGCAUCAACGAUCGCCUGAUGAGCCUCCGCCUGCCUCUCUGGGGAGGCAAAUUCGCCACCAUCAUCAGCGUCUACGCUCCGACGAUGACCAACCCCGACGCCGUCAGAGACAAAUUCUACGAGGACCUGCACGCACUCUUGGCGACUGUGUCGAAGGCGAACAAGUUGAUUGUCCUCGGUGACUUCAACGCCCGCGUCGGCACAGACCAUACUGCCUGGAGAGAAGCGCCAUUCUCUCUUAAAGGCCUGCAGCUUCUCUGA
Spirometra erinaceieuropaei is the source of this 2908-nucleotide messenger RNA. The record is from the annotation of a GenBank genome assembly. NCBI's taxonomy places the organism in Eukaryota, Metazoa, Platyhelminthes, Cestoda, Diphyllobothriidea, Diphyllobothriidae.